Messenger RNA from Diospyros lotus (date-plum), 429 nucleotides. Its product is annotated as protein argonaute 5-like. The transcript is spliced from 3 exons. Gene Ontology annotation, biological process: regulatory ncRNA-mediated post-transcriptional gene silencing. NCBI's taxonomy places the organism in Eukaryota, Viridiplantae, Streptophyta, Magnoliopsida, Ericales, Ebenaceae. Bases 110 to 400 code for a protein of 96 amino acids. Gene Ontology annotation, cellular component: cytoplasm. The record is from RefSeq and is a predicted model, not a curated record.
CUACAGAGAAUGUUUAAUGGGGCUAGGGUUGAAUCUUGGACGUGUGUGAACUUCUCAUCGCUAAGGAAGGAAUAACGAGGCUUCCAAUUUCUGUGACCGUUUGCUUAACAUGUGUGUUAGGAAAGGGAUGGAUUUUUGCUCGACGCCAUUAUUACCCAUCUCUUCAGCACAUCCUGGCCAAAUUGAAAAGACUCUUUCGGAUAUUCAUUCCCAGUCUGUUGAACGUCUUAGGAGCCUAGGACAUACCGGGAAACAUCUUCAGUUGUUAAUUAUUAUUUUACCUGAUAUCACUGGGAAUUAUGGAAGGAUAAAGCGUGUGUGUGAAACUGAGCUGGGAAUUGUCUCCCAGUGUUGUCAGCCAGCCCAUGCAAGCUGUGAAAUGCAAAGAACAGUAUCUUGAAAAUGUUGCAUUGAAGAUCAAUGUUAAGG